Messenger RNA from Mustela erminea (ermine), 2775 nucleotides. It is a transcript of the gene INSIG1, whose product is annotated as insulin induced gene 1. Lineage: Eukaryota; Metazoa; Chordata; Mammalia; Carnivora; Mustelidae. Gene Ontology annotation, biological process: cholesterol biosynthetic process; SREBP-SCAP complex retention in endoplasmic reticulum; cellular response to insulin stimulus. The record is from RefSeq and is a predicted model, not a curated record. Gene Ontology annotation, cellular component: endoplasmic reticulum; SREBP-SCAP-Insig complex.
CGCCGGCCCGCCCGCGGUGACCGAUGCCCAGGCUGGACGACCACUGCUGGAGCUGUUCCUGCGCCCAGGGCGCCAGGCACCGAGGCCGCCCGGGAGCCGGGGCCGGAGGGCUGGCGGCCAAAGUGGGUGACAUGCUGAGCCCCGCCGCGCUGGCGGCCCGCAGGGGCCCGGACCCGGACCCCGCGCCCGCCCGCGGGCCUCGCAGCCCCGGGACGGGGGCUCGCGGCGCCGGUGGCGGCCCCCCCGGCAGCUGGCACCACCACCUGGUGCAGCGGAGCCUGGUGCUGUUCUCGGUGGGGGUCGUGCUGGCCCUGGUGCUCAACCUGCUGCAGGUGCAGCGGAACGUCACCCUGUUCCCCGAGGAGGUCAUCGCCACCAUCUUCUCGUCGGCCUGGUGGGUGCCCCCGUGCUGCGGGACGGCGGCCGCUGUCGUGGGCUUGCUGUACCCCUGCAUUGACAGUCACCUCGGCGAGCCGCACAAGUUCAAGCGGGAGUGGGCCAGCGUGAUGCGCUGCGUGGCCGUCUUCGUUGGCAUCAACCACGCCAGCGCCAAGUUGGAUUUUGCCAAUAAUGUCCAGCUCUCCCUGACAUUAGCGGCCCUGUCUUUGGGCCUCUGGUGGACAUUCGACCGUUCAAGAAGUGGCCUUGGUCUUGGGAUCACCAUCGCCUUCCUGGCCACGCUGAUCACCCAGCUGCUGGUGUACAAUGGUGUCUAUCAGUACACGUCCCCAGACUUUCUGUACAUUCGCUCCUGGCUGCCGUGUAUCUUCUUCUCCGGAGGCGUCACCGUGGGCAACAUCGGGCGGCAGCUGGCCAUGGGGGUUCCCGAAAAGCCGCAUAGCGACUGAGUCUUCAGACCCACCGGAGAAGAGCGCGAUUUGGGAAGAAAGUCUGUGACAUUGGAUUGUGACAAAGAUUGUCUUUUUUCCUCAGUGAUCCAUUUAGAUGGGGCUGACUGUCCCCAUGACUCCCGGAAAAAUAACUCACCUGUCCUAGAGUAGCACGCGGAGAAGAGCUGCUUCUCUCGAAAGGGCACUUGCUUGAUGCGCCCGUGCCCGAGUCCGCUCCGGAGACGCGCCCCCAGGCGGGCAAGGGAGUGCUGGCAGGCACGGCUUCCCGAGUAUUCGAUCUCCUUACGUUAUUAAAAGCAGGUUGCCAUAUUUCAAAGCCUUGAACUGAAGCCUAAUUACCAGCUGUUGGUUUUGUAUCGCUGCCCACAGGGGAUAGAGCUCGAUGGUGCUUAACAAAGGUGAGGUGUGGAAAAAUAGGAAUAUUUAUCCAAAAGUUUUUAAAAAUAGGGUUGGAAAGAAGAGAAGUGGCGGUGAGCGCAGGGAGGCUGCAUGGGGAGGCCCCAGUGCUGAGACGCUCACGCCCCCACGCCUCACACGCGUGUGCCCCGCAGCGCACAGAUGCGCUCCUCCCUGCCUCGGAGCUUUGUGCAGACAAUCUCCCCGAGCGCAGAGGGCAGGGAAGGCCGCGGGUCCACACUGCGGUCGUCUGAGGGCCUCACCGCGACACCUGGGGAGUUUCAUCCCAGAUCCGUAAUCUGAGAGGGCGUCCCCGUCUGCCGAGCGUCUCGGGCUUAGGGAUCCGGAGUCGCAUGCGGUUCCCUCUGUGCACCGGAACGGACACGGCGAUGCGUCCACGGCCCUCUGGAAUCUGCAAUCCGUGAUUGCCUCGUGAGCGCCGCGUGCGCACGCCGCCGCCUGGAGCGCCACGCGUCUCUAAACACUCGGAGAUACCGGUGAGCACAACGUCUUCACGGACUGGCAUAGACCAUCCCGGACCCGCUUUGCAAGGACUGGGUCUCAAACAUUAAGUGCAAUGUAUAUGAAACCAAUCUGAGCCUUGUAUUCUCUUAAAUAUUUAUUUUUUUUAACGUAUGAGAGGUUGAAGAGGGCUCUCCGUUCAUUUCAGCGCUGCGCGGAGGCGGGACUCAGCAAUAAUUUCUUUCAGUGAGGAAGUUGAUCUGUUGUGCCCGCCACUGAGCCCCGGUCCUUUCCAGAUACUCCAGACGUGUGGGAUGGGCAGAUAGACCUGGCAUUUUUACUUACAAAUUUACCUUUUUGUACUUUGCAGUUUAAAUGUUUUUGUUUCAAAUUCUGUGAAAGUGACUUCAUUACGAGACUCCUUUUGACUAGAAACGGGCAGUGGGCAGGACGGGGGGUCGGAGGGCCGGGCGCCCGCGGCUGGGAACGUGCCCCCUCGGCUCCGCUGGUGCAACGAUCUUGCUACGGUUGUUCAGUUUUGUUCCAAGAAAAACACCUCGGAGCAAAUUGUAGGUGACCGUGUAGCUAAUCUGUGUUAGAGGAACUUUGUGUAAUGAAAACAGGAUCGUUCCGAACUUGGCACUGACCUCUGCACGUUUUCUGAAAGUGCAGUUGGAUGAUUAGCCGUGUGAAAAGAUUUUUCAAGGAAGAGGUCAGCAUUUUAUGAAAAACCAGAAGUUAUUAGGUGAAAGCAGUAAUUGAAUCUUUAAAGUAUACUUGAUCAUGUACAAACAGUAAGUAUUUUUUUCUCUGAAACUGGAAGUAAAUCUCUAUCUCUUAGAAAUAAUGUAGCCAAAAAAUGUGAAUCUGAAGAAUUUUUUUGCCAAUACUUUAUAGCAAGUAUAUGAACCAAAGUGAUUUGCGUUUGUAAAAAUGUAAAAUAUGAUGAACAAAAUUUGCACUAUACCGGAUACAGACAUCUAGUGAGAUUCACAGUCAUACUAAGUUUUCAGCACUGUGUUCUUUUUGCAUUCAUUUUUUACUUUUAUUAAAGGUUCAAAACCAA